Molecule: messenger RNA, 840 nt
Organism: Daldinia childiae
Lineage: Eukaryota; Fungi; Ascomycota; Sordariomycetes; Xylariales; Hypoxylaceae
Product: Vegetative incompatibility protein HET-E-1
Exons: 3
Coding region: 1-840 (279 amino acids)
Source: RefSeq, a predicted model, not a curated record
AUGCGACUCUUGAAUACGCACACAUUACAGGUGGUAGAGUUUAUUCAAGAACGGCCAAGCUACGCCAUCCUUUCCCAUAUGUGGGAAUACGACGAGGUCUUAUUCCAAGACAUCAAAGAUGGCCUUGCUUCGUUAAGGCAUGGUUAUGCAAAGGUUACCGGAUGCUGCCAUCAAGCAAUCAAGGAUGGCUACGAAUGGAUUUGGAUAGAUACAUGUUGUAUAGAUAAAUCAAGUAGUGCUGAGUUAUCUGAGGCUAUCAAUUCCAUGUAUUCAUGGUAUGCCGAGAGCGAUAUUUGCUAUGUCUACCUAUCAGAUGUUCGUAGUGUAAACAUAAAAGGAUUCGAGGCCGUUUUACGCGCAACCGAAUCCUUUCAUAUCACGACAGACUCUCUGAUACCAGGAAUAGGCACACAACUAGUCCCAGAGGCUUGUAUCAACAAGUUUAUCGACGAGUUUAAGAGAAGCAGGUGGUAUCGUAGGGGCUGGACGCUCCAGGAACUUAUAGCACCGCGACAUAUUGAGUUCUACAAUCAAGACUGGAUCGGGUUGGGAACAAAAACAACUCUUAGAAAAAUAAUCAUAGAAAUUACGGGCAUUAACGAAGGUGUUCUUCUAGGAUAUACUGCUCUGUCCGAUAUCACGGUGGCUUUAAAGAUGUCAUGGGCUGCAAACAGAUUCACGACAAGAACGGAAGACAUGGCAUAUUGCUUAAUGGGAAUCUUUGAUAUCAACAUGCCCUUACUAUAUGGAGAAGGCGUUAAGGCAUUCAAGCGGCUACAAGAAGAAAUCAUGCGCCAAUAUGAAGACUACACAAUUCUUCUAUCUAACGAUUAUGCAUGA